AUGGUCCAAGCUUUACUUCUUUUGUCACUAUUACUUAGCGCUUCAGUCUCUCUGACUCUGGCAGGCGAGCAAACGGUUGGAAGCACCUCCACUGAUAGGUCCGCAAGCGCUUCAACCAAUAGUGCGGGAGGCACUCCAUCCGACGGUACCCACUUCAAAUUGGUCGAUGAUCGAACUGAUGCCGGGGAUAGUUCGACUGAUUAUGCAAACUCUUCAACGAGUAACGCCUCUACAACCGACUCUUCUCGACCUGCACCUGGUGUUUUUGACGCGGCCCCGUUCUCUGAACCUGCAAAGAAUCUAAGCACCAAUCCAGGUCCAGUGAGGACCGAAAGUGCCCCCUCUCAGUCUCAGCCAACCUCUGGUACCAACAACACAGUCUCAGUAACGAGUCCACCUCCCUCCAACGACACGCACAAAAGUACAUCUUCACCUCAGAACAAACCGAGUGGUUCAACCCUCUACGGACUCUUGCUCUCUGCUACUAUUGCUGGGAUCCAACUUCUUGUUUUGUGA
This is a messenger RNA of Melampsora larici-populina 98AG31, 516 nucleotides long. RefSeq lists its product as uncharacterized. The transcript has 7 exons. NCBI's taxonomy places the organism in Eukaryota, Fungi, Basidiomycota, Pucciniomycetes, Pucciniales, Melampsoraceae. The record is from RefSeq and is a predicted model, not a curated record. The coding region runs from base 1 to 516 and encodes 171 amino acids.